This is a messenger RNA of Lathyrus oleraceus (garden pea), 1533 nucleotides long. Its product is annotated as caffeoylshikimate esterase. The transcript has 8 exons. The coding region runs from base 333 to 1367 and encodes 344 amino acids. Lineage: Eukaryota; Viridiplantae; Streptophyta; Magnoliopsida; Fabales; Fabaceae. The record is from RefSeq and is a predicted model, not a curated record.
UACACACCCUCACCCUCACCCUCACCCUCACCCUCUCUUCUCUAUAACCUUUGUCUUUGGUACACUUUUCUCUAUCUCCUCUUUUCUAUUACUUUCAUUCUCUUCUUCUAUCACAUCACUCUCUUUUAUUCCUUUCUUCUCUUCUGGACGUACCUAAACUUUUUUUUUCUCUCUUUUCUCUUUUAAUAACUCUCACCAUCGACUUUCAUGCAUUAACUACUUAAUUAUCUUUUAAUUAAGAGCUAGAUAAAGUUUCCUUUUCACUUCAGAUCCAUCACUUGCUCAAAGGUUACUUUAUUUUAUUAGUCUAUCAGAUCAAUUAAUUUGUUGCUAUGGAUUUAGAGUUUCAAUAUCAAGAAGAGUUUUGGAGAAACUCAAGAGGAGUGCAACUUUUCACCUGCAAAUGGUUGCCAUUGUCUUCUCCAAAAGCUCUGGUUUUUCUUUGCCAUGGUUAUGGUAUGGAAUGCAGUCGUUUCAUGAGAGAGUGUGGAGUGAGGCUAGCUUGUGCUAGAUAUGCUGUGUAUGGUGUUGAUUAUGAAGGACAUGGACGUUCUGAUGGUGUUCGUUGUUACAUUAAGAACUUCAAUAACAUUGUUAACGAUUGCUAUGAAUUUUUCAAGUCAGUUACACUGCUUCAAGAGUAUAAGGGAAAGGCUAGGUUCUUGUAUGGAGAGUCCAUGGGUGGAGCGGUUAGUCUUCUGUUGCAUCAGAAGGACGCUUCAUUCUGGGACGGUGCGGUUCUUGUCGCGCCCAUGUGUAAGAUAUCAGAGAAGAUGAAGCCGCACCAAGUGGUCAUUAACGUAUUGACUAAAGUUGAAGAUAUUAUACCAAAGUGGAAGAUUGUUCCAACAAAAGAUGUCAUCAAUUUAGCUUUCAAAGAUCCCGCUAAACGAGAAAGGAUAAGGAAAAACAAGUUGAUAUACCAGGACAAACCAAGGCUAAAAACAGCAUUAGAAAUGUUAAGAACCAGCAUGAGUCUUGAAGACACAUUAUACAAGGUGACUAUGCCGUUUUUUGUAAUGCAUGGAGAAACUGAUACGGUGACAGAUCCAGAAGUAAGCAGAGCAUUAUAUGAGAGAGCCAGUAGCAAAGAUAAGACCUUUAAAUUGUAUCCUGGAAUGUGGCAUGGUUUAACAUCCGGCGAGCCUGAUGAUAACAUCGAAAAGGUCUUCGAAGACAUUAUAACAUGGCUAGACAAACAUGCUAACAGUAAUAACAGUAUUGCUUUUGAGUCUUCUAAUCCAACAAUUGAGAAAUUUACACCAGUUGUAUCAUCAGCAAACACUGGUAUGAGGCAAACUCGUCCACGAAAAAGUUAUCUUUGUGGAUUGAAAGGAAGUCGUUCGUUACAUCACUCCGCAAAUUAGACUAAUAAUUCACACACUCUGGUUGGAACUGUGAUGUAGCUAUAUAUUAGUUUACUAUGGACAUCUUUUCCAUUUUGCCUAAUUUCAGUAUGUUAUUUACCUUUUCAUCUUUGUUUUUUUGCACCUUGCAACAAUAAGUCAAUAAUAGAUUGUUAUGCUUGUUUAA